GAAACGUUACAAUCCAAAAAAUGGUCUCCUCCUGCUCAUACAAGGACAGCACAACAGAGGGGGAGAGAGAGAGAGCAGAGACCCAUUUUCUUGCUCAACGCAGUGAGAGUGAGUGAGAGAGCGAAGAAAAUCCGAGAAUCUCGCAUGCAUUGUUUGUAAACCCUAAUAAUCGGAGCGUUCAUCGCCAACAUUUUUACAGUCAGGGGUUUAGGGUUCUACAACACACUCUGAUCAAGCUCACUCUUCUUUUCCUUCACUCUCUUAAAAGACUUGAAUCCAAUGGGGGCGUCAUCGGAUGCCAAGGGAGAUAUUGGUAUGAGCAGCAAGGGAGAAAGCUUUUCAGAUAUAGCUGACAUGGAUAUUGAUGAUAAUGGAUAUGAUGAUGAUUACGAUUAUUCGACUAGCAUACAUGACCUGGGGGAAGGGUUUCUGAAGAUUUUUUGUAAGGAAGCUGCAAUAGCUUUCUUCAACGAGUAUGGCCUCAUUAGUCAUCAAAUCAACUCAUACAAUGACUUCAUAAAAAAUGGUAUACAAAGGGUCUUUGAUUCUUUUGGUGAGAUUAUAGUUGAGCCUGGGUAUGACCCAUCAAAGAAGGGAGAGAGUGAGUGGCGAUAUGCUUCUGUGAAGUUUGGCAAGGUUACCCUUGGUAUGCCAAGCUUUUGGGGUGGUUCAGAUGAUGAAAAGGAGUAUAAAAUGUUACCUAGGCAUGCUCGGCUUCAAAACAUGUCAUACGCAUCCAAGAUGAAAGUGAACAUUACUGUUGAGGUAUAUACUCAAAAGCUUGUGAGUAGUGAUAAGUUUAAGACUGGAAAAGCACAGUAUCUUGAUAAGCAAAUUCUGAGUACAGACACCAGAGACAUUAUAAUUGGUAGUGUCCCUGUGAUGGUGAAGUCUGACUUGUGCUGGAUGAAGGACUUCGAGAAAGGAGACUGUGAUUUUGACCAUGGAGGCUAUUUCAUAAUCAAGGGUGCAGAGAAGACAUUUAUUGCACAAGAACAGAGCUGUCUGAAGAGACUUCUUAUCACAAAUAAUCAGGGAUUGACAGUAGCAUACAGGUCAGAGGUUAAGAGGCAUAGGCUAAUAAUUAGGCUAGUCGGGAUUUCCAAAUUAGAAAACAUUGAAGGAGUAGAGAAAGUCCUUACUGUUUACUUCAUGUCGACGGAAAUCCCUGUGUGGAUAUGGUUUUUUGCCCUUGGUGUUUCAUCAGACAGAGAGGUGAUGAAUCUGAUUGAUUAUGACAGUGAAGAUGCCAGCAUCUCGAACAUACUCUUUGCCUCUAUUCGCGAUGCAGAUAAAUUAAAUGAUAAAGUAGAUGGGGGGUUCCGUAGGGGGAAGAAUGCCCUCAAAUAUGUGGAUGAGGUGAUAAGGAAAACUGCAUUUCCUCCUGGGGAAAGUAUGGAAGAAUGCAUUAGCCUGUAUCUGUUCCCCAAUCUGAAAGGCCUAAAGCAAAAGGCUCGCUUUCUUGGGUAUAUGGUAAAGUCUCUAUUACAGGCCUAUGCUGGCCGCAGGAAAUGUGACAAUAGGGAUGACUUUAGGAACAAGAGGUUGGACUUGGCUGGUGAGCUUCUAGAGCGAGAGCUCAAGGCACAUAUUGGACAUGCACGGAGGCGCAUGGCAAAGGCCUUGCAGAGAGACCUUUAUGGUGAUCGUGCUGUGCGGCCGAUAGAGCACUAUCUAGAUGCUUCUAUAGUGACUAAUGGUAUUUCUAGAGCAUUCUCAACUGGAGCGUGGUGUCAUCCCUUCAAGAGGAUGGAGAGGAUGUCUGGUGUAGUUGCAACAGUUGGGCGAGCAAAUCCGCUGCAGACAAUGGUGGAUAUGAGGAAGACAAGGCAGCAGGUUCAAUAUACAGGGAAGGUUGGAGAUGCCAGAUACCCGCAUCCUUCUCACUGGGGUAAGGUUUGCUUUCUCUCAACCCCGGAUGGUGAGAAUUGUGGACUUGUAAAAAAUUUGGCUACCACUGGACUAGUUAGUACAAAUGUACUGGAAUCUCUGAUACCCCAAUUAUUAACAUGUGGCAUGGAGAAAUUGGUGGAUGAUACUUUUACAUCACUGCGUGGGAAGGAUAAAGUUUUUCUGAAUGGAGACUGGGUUGGAGUUUGUGAAGAUUCCCUCUCAUUUGUUUUGGAACUAAGGAGGAUGCGUCGCAGGAAAAAGUUGCCACAUCAGGUCGAAAUCAAGAGAGAUGUACACCAAGGAGAAGUACGCAUAUUUUCUGAUGCUGGAAGGAUCCUACGCCCUCUCUUGGUAGUUGAGAAUUUGAACAAGGUUAAAUCAUCCAAAGGGGGGAAAAGUUCCUUCCAAUAUUUUCUUGACAAUGGAAUAAUCGAGCUCAUUGGAGCAGAAGAAGAAGAAGACUGCUCUACUGCGUGGGGUAUUAAGUAUCUUUUCAUGGAAGACAAGGGAAAAUCAGCCGCGAAGUUCACACACUGUGAACUUGACAUGUCAUUUUUAUUAGGUUUAAGCUGUGGCAUUAUCCCAUAUGCAAAUCACGACCACGCACGGAGGGUCCUAUACCAAGCCCAGAAGCACUCUCAACAAGCUAUUGGUUUUUCUACCACCAAUCCUAACCUCAGAGUGGAUACUCUGUCUCACCAACUGCACUACCCCCAGAGGCCACUCUUCCAGACAAUGACAUCUGAUUGUCUUGGAAAACCAGGACGCCAUAACAGAAUUGUUCCAAAGCCUGAAUACUAUAAUGGCCAGAACGCUAUUGUGGCAGUCAAUGUCCACUUAGGAUUUAACCAAGAGGAUAGCAUAGUAAUGAACCGGGCAUCAUUGGAACGUGGUAUGUUCCGAUCUGAACACAUAAGAAGUUACAAGGCUGAGGUUGACAACAAGGAGUCUCUGGACAAGAGGCGGAAGCCUGAUGAUUGUGUCAAUUUUGGAAAGAUGCAAAGUAAAUUUGGACGUGUUGACAGCCUCGAUGAUGAUGGUUUUCCAUAUGUUGGUGCAAAUUUGCAGAGUGGUGAUAUUAUAAUUGGGAGGUGCAGUGAAUCAGGAGCUGAUCAUAGCAUCAAACUGAAGCACACUGAAAGGGGAAUGGUUCAGAAAGUUCUACUUUCUUCUAAUGAUGAUGGAAAGAAUUUUGCUGUUGUGUCUCUAAGACAGGUUCGUUCUCCAUGCCUUGGAGACAAGUUCUCAAGCAUGCAUGGACAAAAAGGCGUCCUGGGGUUUCUGGAGUCCCAAGAGAACUUCCCUUUCACAAUACAGGGGGUGGUUCCAGAUAUUGUAAUUAAUCCACAUGCAUUUCCUUCACGACAAACUCCUGGUCAACUCCUAGAGGCUGCUUUGGGGAAGGGAAUUGCCUGUGGUGGUUCAAAGAGAUAUGCAACGCCUUUCUCUACGCUCUCUGUUGAUGACAUCACAGACCAACUGCAUAGCGCUGGAUUUUCAAGAUGGGGAAAUGAGAGAGUAUACAAUGGUGCAACUGGUGCAAUGGUUCGUUCCCUGAUAUUUAUGGGCCCAACAUUUUACCAGCGCUUGAUUCACAUGUCUGAAGAUAAAGUUAAGUUUCGGAACACUGGGCCAGUCCAUCCUUUGACCAGACAGCCAGUGGCAGAUCGGAAGCGAUUUGGUGGGAUCAAGUUUGGUGAGAUGGAACGUGACUGCCUUAUAGCCCAUGGAGCUUCAGCAAAUUUACAUGAACGCCUCUUCACUCUUAGUGACUCCUCCCAAAUGCAUGUUUGCCAGAAAUGCAAAAAUGUGGCUUAUGUGAUCCUACGAACAGUCGCUGGUGGCCGUAAGAUCAGGGGUCCUCAUUGCCGGAUUUGCGACUCUGCUGAUGACCUUGUUCGGGUUAAUGUACCAUAUGGAGCGAAGCUAUUGUGCCAGGAGCUUUUCAGCAUGGGCAUAAGCUUAAAGUUCGAGACCCGGUUUUGUUGAGUGAAUGAAUAGUUGUGGAGUGAACACCUGCUUUUAGACUGAUGAAUAUUUCAGCUAGUACACAUCAGUUUUUGUAUAUUUUGGUUCCAGAUGUUAUCAGGACACCUAGUUGUAUAUUUAAAGAAUCUCUUAAAAAACAAUUCUCUCUUUAAAGAAUCAGUAUU
Prunus mume (Japanese apricot) is the source of this 4046-nucleotide messenger RNA. RefSeq names its product DNA-directed RNA polymerases IV and V subunit 2-like. The record is from RefSeq and is a predicted model, not a curated record. NCBI's taxonomy places the organism in Eukaryota, Viridiplantae, Streptophyta, Magnoliopsida, Rosales, Rosaceae. Gene Ontology annotation, biological process: DNA-templated transcription. Gene Ontology annotation, molecular function: ribonucleoside binding; DNA binding; DNA-directed RNA polymerase activity.